AUGGCGAACAAGCCAGUUCCAUUGCUACCAGCAGCUGUGAUGACGACGCUCCUGGCAGUAGCCGGAAUAGCUUGGACGCUUCUCAGCAGCCAACGCUUGCCAUCCGCUUACAACUAUUUCAAGUCCUUGUCUCCAGCUGUGCCUGCUGCUACCUUUGCAACCUUUCCUGCAGGCCUGUGCAAUUGCUCCGUAGACUUUGGCGCCAUCGGCACGCUUUCGAAGCCUCACGUCGAGUGCCAGUGCUCUGGAGCCAACUCCACCGCCCCCGACCCCAUCGAGACAAAGGUUGUCCAUGCUGAAGUGGAGAAGCCGUGUCCAAAACAACCCACCGUUGUCAAGUACGAGCCGUGGUGGGCCGAAGGCAAGACUUGGCACUAUCCGGCAAAGUUCCCCAGGUGCUCCAUGGACGCCUGCUUCAACUUCUCGCGCUGCUCCAACAUGGACAACUUGAUGGUCUUCACGUACGAGGACCACAACGCCCCUGUCCGCUACUUCACCAAGCUCAACGAGACCAGGUGGCAUACCAAGGAUCCGGAGAAGGCCUGCAUCUUCAUGGUCUUUCUGGACACUUCAAGUCCAUGGCAGAAGCAGCCCCGGGACCUCCCACACUGGAACAACGGCCUCAACCAUGCGCUCGUGACUUUUGCUGACAAGUGGAGCCAGAGGGCGGUUGCCGAGGAGUCCAUUGGCCUGGCGUCGUUGAUCGUUUCGGAAGCUCACGAGACCAUCUUCCGACCUGGCUUUGACAUCAGCAUCCCGCUUCCGCCUUUCUACCACUUCCAUGAGUUCCAGAACCUGAAGCCGUUUGAGAGGAAGUACUUCCUCACCUUCAAAGGACUCAGGUAUAUCGGCAGAGGAGAGGGCCUCCUUCGCAGCUUUGACAGCUUCCGAAACCUUCACAACGGUGCUGACAUCGUCGUUGUAACUUCGUGCAAACACUUUGUCAACGAUCUCAAGCGGAAGGAGAACAGUUCCCUGGGAGUCCACUGCGACGAGGAUGAGAACCUGUACUCUCAGUACUCUUCCUUCUCGGAUCUCAUGAAUACGACCUUUGGCCUCGUCCCUGCUGGUGUCCAACCAAACUCCUACAGAUUUGGAGAGGUCCUCAGUGCCGGUGCAAUACCAAUCUUGAUCGUCGACAACUACGUAAAACCGUUCAGUAAUCUAGCCACCUGGUAUCAGUGCCUGCUGCAAUUCCCUUCCACCGAAAUCCACCUCAUUGUUGCAGCUCUGAGAGCCAUGUCCACGGCUCACGUUGAGAAACGACAGCACGCGUGCUCGAAGAUAUAUAGUAGGCACUUCCAGAGCGACUUGACCCUUCUAGAGAGUACCAUCGCUGCUUUAGAAGAAAGAUUUCUGGGUGCAUUUCCAGCUUUCUCAUCCCAUUUGUCAGACCUGAACCUGUAA
Messenger RNA from Selaginella moellendorffii, 1407 nucleotides. RefSeq names its product exostosin-1c. Gene Ontology annotation, molecular function: glycosyltransferase activity. The record is from RefSeq and is a predicted model, not a curated record. The transcript has a single exon. Lineage: Eukaryota; Viridiplantae; Streptophyta; Lycopodiopsida; Selaginellales; Selaginellaceae. Bases 1 to 1407 code for a protein of 468 amino acids.